Molecule: messenger RNA, 884 nt
Organism: Lycium barbarum (goji berry)
Lineage: Eukaryota; Viridiplantae; Streptophyta; Magnoliopsida; Solanales; Solanaceae
Product: B3 domain-containing protein REM13-like
Exons: 2
Coding region: 126-623 (165 amino acids)
Molecular function (GO): DNA binding
Source: RefSeq, a predicted model, not a curated record
GCGGCUCACAGAUUUCCUUUUUAUUUCUACUCUCUUCUCUUGCAAAACCAGGAAGGAAAUAAAAUGCUAGUGGAUUCCGAUAAGUCUCCAGCGUUUUGCAAGCUUUUACUAUCUAGAGAAGCUUUAUGAAUAAAAUGCAAGUGCCGCCUUCUUUCAUCAAAGAACAUAAGAAAAUGUUGGCCAAGACUUGCUCACUGAAAACGGACCAAGCUGGCAAGUCGUCAUGGGAAACAAAGAUAGUGAGGGAAAAGUCAAAUUACUUCAUAUGUGAAGGAGAGUGGCCACAUUUUGUGGUGCAUCACAAACUAGAAAUGGGUGACGUUUUGAUAUUCUUACUCAUUGAAAAAUCAACGUUCCGUGUCCAGCCCUACACACAAAAAUGUUAUAGAAAUUUUAUUCAACAUUUUGAGGAACUUAGCAGUAGUAGCUCGGAAGAGGACAUUGGACCUUCAAGGAAAUUGAAGAGAGCUAAAAAGGUGGACACAGUAACAAUGUCGGAUUCUGAGGAAGAAAGCGAUGACACGUCAUCCAGUGAUGAUGAGUCUAAAAAAUCUAAGCGGGAGAAGGCGCCAUCCAGUGAUGACUCAACUGAUGAUGAGUCAUCAGGUAACAACUAUCGUUGAUAGUAUUAAGAAGUUUAAGUUUUAUAUUAUUAGCAAGACCAAGUCGUUGAUAGUAGUAUGGCUAACGAAGGUUCUAGGCAGAAGACAUAUAUAGUACUCCUUUUUGUUCAUUUUGUAGUUCCUUAUUUGUUUGCUUUAAAAGCUUUUGAGGCAGACAAACUGGGACUUCUUUUGCUAGGGUACGUAAGUUCGGAUAGUUGUGGGUAUUGUUUACCCCGGAUUCGGGUGAUCAAUUAAAUUUAUAGGUGGGUAUAGGAUAUG